UGGCACCCUUGCUGAAGUUUGAGCGCGCAGCUGCCAAAAAUCAAUAUUUUCUUGAAAAAUCGUUUUAAUUCUAUGUUAAAACAUCAAAAUGCCAGAAACAAUUAUAGAAAGUGUCCUUACAGGCAAACUAGACUCGAAGUUAUUGAUAAAAUGGUUAAACGACGAAUCCUUAGAGGAUACAUCUGAAGACUGUAUAUUGAAUUGCUGUAACAAGAAUGAUUUUGUGACGUGUUUUUUAUCGUUUUUGAGGACUCAAACGGAUAGCAUACUACAAACAAACAGCAAUGCAGUACAAAUACUCCAACACAGUACACCGGAAAAGCUUCUCAGUACACGAAGGAAGCACCGGAGAUCCAUCAGUGACCCUACCAGUGAAGACCGAACGAUGGACAGUUUAUCAGUCAAAACAGACAGGCAACGGAGCCACGAAUCACCAAGCAAAGACCGUAAAAGAACCGGUAGAAGAGUGAAAACUAAAUUAUUUAACGAAGAAAAAUCAAUUAAUCAAUCGGCAUCCUCGGACGAGUCGAGACUUAGUACUGGAGUAGACAAACUGAUACUAUCAAGUACACCAAUGAAGAAUGGCAUUAAACCUUCCGAUUACCCCACCUUAUCCCUCAGUAGUCCGGUCACUCCCAACCCGGUAACUCCAAGAAGUUUUGUCAAAGAACAGUAUGAACGAUGUGAUACUCCUCGUUUGAGUCACAGGCAUUCAAGGUCACAGGAGAAAAGCUGUUUAGGAGAUUACAUUGUGAAUGUAACGAAGAGUAGUAAAAAGAAAAAAGGGAGGAGUUCUACUGAAAACGAUGAUGCUAAACCGGAAUUGGAUUUGACUAGUUCGGACAUGUUUCCUGAAAUUGGUGCUAGGAAAGCCAGUUCUUUGAGGUCCGAGAAACGAAGGAUAAAACCCACUAAUAUAGAUAAGUCACAGAAAAGCAUUUCUUUGAACAGUUUUAGUGCGGAAUCUAUACAAACGUCACCGUCCUUGGUCGAGGAGAAUUCUGUGUUUAAGCAGCAGCGGAUACAGGUUAAAGAAACAAACAGUUUUGAAGCAGAAAGAAAUUUUUUGAAGCAAGAAAGGCAUAAGUUAAUGGAGAAAUUUAACAUUUUAAACACUUCGUCCCCGCAAAAGGUCAUAGCCACACCUCAAAUUAAAAUAACUCAAAAGAACUCGAUAGAAAAAUGCCAGAGUUUCAUUAAGAGUGAUGUUACAAAGGUUGUUUUUAAAGAUAAACUUGAUUUGUUGGUGGAAAUCUAUAAAAUCUUGAUGACUAACAAUCUCAUAUUGAGUUUGAAUACGGAAAUAUAUUUUUUGAUAUCCAUUUUGAUAUCAAAACAGUUGGAAGAUGAUUAUAUUUUAGCGCAGAAUAAGUUAAAAGACAAUGAUAUGGGAUGUUUAUUGAAAACUAUACACAAUAGUACAUAUUUUGCCGUCAAAUCCUUGUGGCACCAACGUGUUAUUUUGGAAGUUAUACUCGAUAAAAGUUCUUUGAAGACUUUGGGUGAAAACAAAAAGGUCCGUAGCUUCUACCCGGAUUUGGCAAAAUUCCUCCUCAAUUGCUACGGGCUCCGUUGUGAAGCCGAAAACAAUCAGGAUAAGUCGAGACAGACCGAGUCGCAAUCUAACGGAGUGGUGUGUUUCAACUCGGAGACGGACAAUAUCGAUAAUUUCCCUUCGAUGCUAAGUUUUCAAACGUUUAAAAAGCAACGGGAUAUGUUUUAUGAAAUUUGGAGGUGGUACCAAGAUACUCAAUCGGGAGGGUCUCGUUCUUCACUCCGGGGAAGAGUUAAGACCCUCCUCUGUACUGGAGCUGGUCCAUGUAACCUGGCUCAUUUGGCAAAUCUCUUCACGUCACACAUGUACCAACACUGCUUACCCGCAAGUAAACAGGAAUCGAAGCUAAGCAAGUUACAGCGGCGCCUUACUUGUCCGAAUGCGCCGGAGUCAAACCGACUACCACAGUUUAGUCAACAAGAAAUGUUUUACAAAGAUUUCAUAAUAAAUGCUGAAAAUGAAUCGUUUCGCGUACAUUUAAGGGACGCGAUAGCUUCAGAAAUAUGUGUCCUUGAUGCAACGCAUAUAGCGUCCGAUGAUAGAAGCAAUUCAAAUUUUGACAUAACGAAAGAGUAUCUAGCUCUUUCAAAAAAGCUUGGUCUUUUAGCGAAGUUCUUGGGUCUUUUGGCGUCCUUGCCGUAUACUCAACUAGUAGUAGACCCUUCGAACAAGAAUACUGUAGCCAAAGUGAUCUGUAGAGAAGUUAAUUACUCGACGCCUAAGGAAAAAGUCUUAGCAAACGACCUAGCCUUGAGAAAUUACAGUCAACCCGCACUGGAUCUGUUAGGCAUAUUAAAAAAUGCACAAGAAAAUGGCCGACUAUCGAUAACUUUACCAUGGAUCGUCCACUAUUUAUCGAUGCUAGACUACACAUCACUAAGAAUAACAUACUACCAAAAUCUACUAAAAAUCUUAUUCGAUAUACACACGAAUCGACUAAAACUAUAUAACACUAACCUAAAAAAGAACACGGUGAUAUAUUUGAAAUCGAUUCUCGGCUGGUUAUUCGACUUACCGCAUUUCCCUCAAGAGUUGUUCUACGAAAAUCGACUAAACGUUAGUGUUGGGAGCGAUUUGAAUGUCGACGCUUGUGAUUUAGUCGAUGAAUCGGUUAUAAUAGAGUUGUGUCCACAUUUGAAGGAUUUGAAUGUGUUGUUAUCGACAUGUAGAGUGUCGCAGGAACAAAAGGAUAUGGCCAGCUACCGCCAUAUUACUCCAGUCAGCUUAACUUUGAAUCCAGAAGACAGGAUUAAAAAUAAAGAAAAGGAAUUACAGGCUCGCUUAGAAGAAGAAUUAUUAAAAAGUCAACCGUCGUCCACGCGUCGUGUGCUCGAACUGGUCAUCGAACGCGUGACCUCGGCGUGUGUGAGGGAGCUCUCUGCCCAUACCCUCACGGAGGUCCGCGAGAGGGCCGGCAGAGCUGUUGCCAAGAUGGUUUCUAAUUAUCAGGGUGAUCAAGCCUCCCUUCUCCCAGCCGCCCAGCAAAUAUACACGGACCAUCUACAAUUGCUUCGGACCAAAGCCCUGGAGUCCGGCCGCAGUUCCAUCCAGAGCCGGUCGGAGGCGGCCGUCGCGGCCCUACUAGCGUCGGCCCCCGCCCCCCUAGUCACGCUGGUCGUCCGCGCUGCCGUUACCAGGCUCGGGAAGUGGGUUCACGACAACUGGAGUACAACUGCGGUCCUCUGCAAAGAUGUCGAAGCUGAAUUGAAGACGUUAAUCGCACUCGGUGAUCUAGCAAUCACUACGUGUCACAAGACUACAGUGGACGUCACCGCUAUGACCACGCCUGGGGCUCAGUUCACGGCCCAACACGUCAGCGCGGCCGCUUGCGUUAUUAAUUUAAAGGAGCAAGUGUGCCUCCUACUGGAGGGGUCGGAGGCGCCGAGCUUAGCUCGCGUGGUCGCGUCGUGCGCACUGGCGUGCUCGCCGACGAACAUGUUCAUACGUCCGCCCACACAACGCGCCAUAUUGCAGCUUAGCGUCGACCUCUGCGUCGUUUUUGUAAGCAGAAAACCGAAGGAAGUGAACGAAUCCUUCCUUUCAAAACUCCACGCAAUUUGGAACGUCUGCUGUCCGGACAGAAAAAGAUCCCCACCUCAAGAAAUCACCCUACCUGAAAGAAGAGAAGAAUUAUCCCCACAAUUCCGAAAUUUCGAAGACGAAGAACGAGCCCCAACGCCUAUAAGCGACGAAGAAAUCCCAACGAAAAUAGUCAUAAUCAACCCCAACCCGGAGACCUCGGAAAAACUCACAUCGAACUCGGAAAAAAUGCCAACAAACUCGGAAAAUUCGGAGAAGUUGCCACGAAAGUCGGGUAGUCAAGGGCAGGAGAGUGAUGAUAGUGAUGUGAAUUUGGAGUUUUUCGAUAGGAUUCUGUGUCCGAGGAAUAUAAUGUUGCUUAGUGAUGGGAAAUGUGUUGAUGUUUGGGAGGCGAUGGCGACAGUUCUGGUGUUCUUGUUAAAACAUGAUUAUUUGAGCGAAGAUUCUCUUACUGAGCAGUGCUUAGCUGUGUACAGACAGGAUUGGUCCCAGAGUGUCCUAGAAAGCCUGUCAACAUGUAUGAAGUCAGUAUCAGCGCGUUGGUCCAGAUCAUCGACGGGCAAGUUCACAUUAUUUCUAGAUUUCCUAGCUGAGUACUGCGGGGAUAUGGACUAUGAUCCGUCCGAUCCGUUAGAGCCAUAAGUCAUUAAUCACCAUACGAAUUUAUUUUUAAUCACCACUCCGAUUUUUGUGUUAAUCACCUACUAAUUGUGAAUUUAU
Messenger RNA from Spodoptera exigua (beet armyworm), 4315 nucleotides. The record is from the annotation of a GenBank genome assembly. NCBI's taxonomy places the organism in Eukaryota, Metazoa, Arthropoda, Insecta, Lepidoptera, Noctuidae.